AUGGUGGAGAUGACAGCUGGACCAUGGUAUAUUAGACAACGUGACACAGAUCUACUCGGGAAAUUCAAGUUCAUACAAAACCAAGAAGAUGCGAGAUUAAGGGAAGCUACCAACGGUACGGCAAAUUCCCGGUGGUCGCUGGGCGUCAGUGUAAAACCUCACAAUGACUGCAGAAACCGGUACGUCAACAUCAUGCCGUUUGAAAGGAACCGCGUCCACUUGAAGACUGUAUCCGGGAAUGACUACAUUAAUGCGUCCUACGUAAAAGUGGAUGUCCCCGGACAGAGUAUCGAACCGGGAUACUACAUUGCCACCCAGGGUCCAACGAGGAACACUUGGGAACAGUUCUGGCAGAUGUGCUACCACAACUGCCCCUUGGACGACAUCGUCAUUGUGAUGGUGACGCCCUUGGUCGAGUAUAACAGGGAAAAGUGUUUCCAAUACUGGCCCCGUGGCGGUGAAGGCGAUAUGGUCAGGGUUGCACCGCAAUUGCAAGGCCCCGGUGGGUUCAGGGACAGGUCCGAGUUUCCUUGCGAUCUGCAGAUAGAAUUCUUGAGUGAGCGCAAAGUGAAAGACUUCUACACGGUCACCGAUAUCAAGUUAACGCCCUCAGACCCCAGUGUUGGGCCCGCCAAAACUGUGCAUCACUUCUACUUCGAUCUUUGGAAAGACAUGAACAAGCCGGAGGAAGUCAUACCCAUCAUGGAAUUAUGCGCUCAUUCACAUAGCCUUAAUUCUCGCGGGAACCCGAUCGUAGUGCACUGCUCUGCAGGCGUAGGAAGGACGGGGACGUUCAUUGCCCUCGACCAUCUCAUGCAUGACACCCUUGACUUCAAAAAUAUCACACAACCCCUAAGGCGCCCUGAAGAGUAUCCAGAAGAGUACACACGAGACCUAAUUGAGCAGAUCGUGUUGCAAUUGCGCUCGCAGAGAAUGAAGAUGGUACAGACGAAGGAUCAGUUCCUGUUCAUCUAUCACGCCGCCAAAUAUCUUAACAGCCUCUCUGUCAGACAACAGAAAGCUAAAUAA
Saccharomyces eubayanus is the source of this 1029-nucleotide messenger RNA. It is a transcript of the gene PTP1, whose product is annotated as tyrosine protein phosphatase PTP1. NCBI's taxonomy places the organism in Eukaryota, Fungi, Ascomycota, Saccharomycetes, Saccharomycetales, Saccharomycetaceae. The record is from RefSeq and is a predicted model, not a curated record. Gene Ontology annotation, molecular function: protein tyrosine phosphatase activity. Bases 1 to 1029 code for a protein of 342 amino acids. The transcript has a single exon. Gene Ontology annotation, biological process: protein dephosphorylation.